This is a messenger RNA of Quercus lobata, 524 nucleotides long. Its product is annotated as snakin-2-like. The record is from RefSeq and is a predicted model, not a curated record. Lineage: Eukaryota; Viridiplantae; Streptophyta; Magnoliopsida; Fagales; Fagaceae. The coding region runs from base 55 to 360 and encodes 101 amino acids. The transcript has 3 exons.
UUUCGACUUUCCAAUUUAACGAAAGUAGCAAGCUCUAGCUUCAAGUCAUCCGCCAUGGCCAUCUCAAAGGCUUUAAUUGCUUCUAUUCUCAUUUCCAUUCUCGUUUUCUAUCUCGUUGAAGCUGAUCAAAUGGUGAACACAGCAGAUACAACAAAGGGUUCUCCGAGUAAAAAAAUAGAUUGUGGAGCAGCAUGUAGUGCAAGGUGUCAGUUAUCGUCUAGGCCAAACCUGUGCAAGAGGGCUUGUGGGACUUGCUGUGCUCGCUGCAGCUGUGUUCCUCCAGGCACUUCUGGCAACCGUGAUGUAUGCCCCUGCUACGCCACCAUGAUCACCCGUGGUGGCCAACUCAAGUGCCCUUGAAAAAUUAUAUAUCACAUCAGCCUUGCUAAUUGGUUGUGUUGGUAUUUGAAAAUAAAGUUGUGUACAAUUAUAGAUGCAUAUAUCACUUUGUAAACAAGCUAUUAAAAGAAUGGUUGAAUUUUUAUUUUUAUUUAUUUAUGAAAAAAGAAUGGUUGUAACUUGUA